AUGGAGUUGGUCGAAAAAUUUAAAGGCACACAAUUCGACGAGCAAAGUUUGCAUACUGUAGGUUCCCUGUUUUGCCUGAAAAUUUCAGAUUUUUUCCAGCUCGCGAAGAAUUUGAUUGGAGCAAAAAAUGGAGAUGAAGAGGAUUAUCAGAGGGUUUUGGAUGAGUUUAUGGAUGGGUUGAGUGAGGAGAAGCAGAAGGUUUUUGGAGAGCGGUUUUAUGAUGAAAUGUGAGUGGUUUUGGGGUGGAAAUGAGCUGGAAACCGUGAAAAAUGGACAAAAAUAAGCUGGAAACCAUGAAAAAAAAUUUAAAAAAAUUCCGCCCCGAACCGGGAUCGAACCCAUGACCUGCAGAUUCAAAGGCGCGCGCGCUAACCAUUCGGCCACGCGCUCCUCUCUCCUCUACGCGAAAUGUUUGGUAAAUGAAACGAGGCGCAAAAUUGAGCGGGGCCCUUUUCAAGGCCCCCCGCUAGACCGGGCCAUCGUAAAUUUUCUCCCGGUGACCAUCAUUUCUUGCGAUGUCACCGCGGAUGGAAAAUCUAUCAUGGCCCAAAAUCGCGGGCUUUUUAGGCCUAGACCAUCGUAAAUUUUCUCCCGGUGACUAAUUUUCAUCAUUGCAUUGGUCACCGCGGAUGGAAAAUCCACUAUGGUCAAAUGGCCUUGGGCCUGAAGGCCCAAGGCCCAGCCUGACCGCAGGCCUUUGUAAAUUUUCACCCGGUGACACCAAACUACACACAUUCGUGGGUCACCGCGGUCCGAAAAUCUACCAAGGCCCCCUGGUUUCGGGCCGGGGCCUAAAAAAUUCAGACCUAGGCCAUCGUAAAUUUUCUCCCGGUGACAAAUCUCCAUCAUUUCAUUGGUCACCGCAGACAGGAAAAUCCACCAUGGCCCGGGCCUUUGUAAAUUUUCACCCGGUGACACCAAACUACACACAUUCGUGGGUCACCGCAGUCCGAAAAUCUACCAAGGCCCGAUUCGGCCCCCCAAUAGAAAAUGGCCCGACUCUCGGCCUUUGUAAAUUUUCACCCGGUGACAAAGGCGCGUUGCUAGGUCACCGCGGUUGGAAAAUCUACCAAGGCCGAGUCGGGCCGGCCCACGAAGCCUAGGCCAUCGUAAAUUUUCACCCGGUGACUAAAAAUGUUUUGGUCACCGUGGUCCGAAAAUCUACCAUGGCCCGGUCCGAAUUGGGCCCAGAAUAAUAAUAAAAAUACAUAGGUAUGUAGUAAUAAUAGAAAGUGAUGGAGAAUAUUUGUUUUCGAGUUGACCCCGACCUUUUAUACCGAAAAACGCGGCAGGCCACGCCCCUUUCCAUCGGACCAUCACCAUCUGCGUCUCUUCGCACAACGCCAAUCUCUCGUCGAGAGUGUGAGGCGAGAGAGUGUGGGAUAUGGAGAGACACAGAGAGGGACAUGGUGUUUUGGGAAGUGUUGGUGAUGAUGGCGUUGGUUGGUGCAACGGGAAAAAAAUUGGCUGUGGGAAGGGGGGUUGAUUUUUUGAAUGUGGGGAUCAAUUUUGGGAAAAUUUGGGGGAAAUGGAAAGGAAAUUUGAGAAUUUAAGAGAUUUUUAGCUGAAAUUGAUGCUGAAAAAGGUGUACUGAAUCUGAAAUUUUCAGAUGGAAUUUUAAGCCUUUCAGGAAUCUAAAAAUAUUUGAAAAUUUCGUGAUUUUGAACAUUUACGAGAUUUUCAGUUGGAUUAUCUCAAGUUGGGCUAACUUGAGCUGAAAUUUGAAAAUUUACGAGAUUUUCAGUCGGAAAAGACUUUCAGCUUACUAAUAUUUGAAAAUAUUGCAAGUUAGGAUAACUUGAGCUGGAACUAGAGCUCAAUUUCGGAAAUUCAAGAAAUUUUAAGCUGAAAAAAACGCUGAACUAUUUAAAGUCUAAUUUCAGCUUUACAGAUUUAAAAUAUCGCAACUUAGGCUAACUUAUAGCUGAAACUUAAGCUGAAAUUUGAAAAUUAACCACAUUUUUAGUUAGAAUAUAGCAACUUAGGCUAAAUUAGUUAAACUGGAGCUGAAAGUUGAAAAUUUACGAAUUUUUAAGUUAGAAUAUCUCAAGUUAGGCUAACUUACAGCUGAAAUUCGGGAAAUUAAAGAACUUUUCAGUUGUAUUAUCGUAAGUUAGGCUAACUUGAGCUGAAAUUCAAAAAUUUAAGACAUUUCCAGCUGAAAAAAACCCUCAGCUUCCCAAUUUUUGAAAAUUUCACAAAUUAAGCUAACUUCAGCUCUGCCAUUUUCUACUGGAGCCAAAAUAUUAGAAAAUUUUAACGCGAGUUAGGCUAACUUUAAUCGAAGCCAUGGAAUCGCCCGGUCUAGAAUUUAGGCUAAUUCUAAGCCCUGAAUUUUAGGCUGAAACUAGAUCAGGCCUUAAAUUUGAAAAACUUGAGCAAAAUAAAAUACUUGGUCUUAAAUUUUCUAAGCUCGAGUUAUGACGUGGCAAAAAAACCUAUAUAUAUUUGUUUGAAAAAUCAGACGAGCCUGAUUCAUUUCGAGGCCCAGAAAAAAUUGAGCUAUGACGUGGCAAUUUGACUUAGCCUAACAUAAGUCAAUCAAUACCCCCUAUCCCCCUUCCAAAAAACAAAAAUAAUAAUUGACCCCUAAAAAGCGGGACCUUCAAAACAGCCUAUUUACAAAAGAUUAUUAUCAUUCAAUAUUAUCGUAAAAAAAGGUAUGAUAAUAAUGACUAAACUAUAAUUAACCUAGUACAUUCAAAAAAUUACUAGGGACCUGUUUUUUUCAGAAAAACCAAAUUCGUGACUGAAAAAAUCAACAAAGUGCUGGCGCUUCAUUUAAAUUCGGAGCAAAUUCAAAAACUUCGAAAUGUCUUGAUGGCUGGCGAGGAAUUUGAUGCAAGUCGCGAUGAUAUGCUUCUAGCCCUGAUUCAGGAAUUCAGUCAGGUUGGUCAUGGAUUUUCAGCCAUUUUCAGCCAUUUUUUGACGAAAAUGCGGGAUUUUCAGCCAUUUUCCACCUAAAAUCGGCUGAAAAUUCAAUUUUUCAAAAUUCCAGGACUCUUCCAUCGAUCAGGCUCACAUCAAAAUCGAAUCGGUUUUCGUCGAUCUUCAACACUUCAACAAAAAGAAUCCGGGAUGGCUGGAAAAAGUGGAAAAAUCGAUGGCGAAAAUUGCGAAUUUUAAUAUUAUUCAUGAUGAAAUGUGA
Caenorhabditis angaria is the source of this 3148-nucleotide messenger RNA. The record is from the annotation of a GenBank genome assembly. NCBI's taxonomy places the organism in Eukaryota, Metazoa, Nematoda, Chromadorea, Rhabditida, Rhabditidae.